UUUGAGUUUGAGGAUGUAUAAAUAUAGUUUCUAAACCCUAAACAGGAUUAUCAUGCCUGUGGUGUAAACCAAAAAAUUAAUCAAUAAUUUUGACUCACCUUGUUUGAGCGAAUCAUAGUGAUAAAAGCAUAUUUUGGAUAGAAUUAAACCUCACGAAUCUAAUUGUUCCUUUCAGUCUUUCCGCGAUGGGGAGGCCAUCAUCCACUAUCGAAAUCCCUCACGAACGCCACCGACAUAACGGUCACACGACUCCUGAUUCCGGUGUCUCCGACGACUAUCGCCGCCGUCGAAGCCCUAGCUACGACUCAUACGACCGCCACAACGACCGCCGCCGCCGUUCGGACUCGCCGGAACGCAGAAACCCUAGACACGCUAACGGAACUUUGAACGACAACGCUUUGCCAAAGAAAUUCGGUCGCCGAAACGGUGCGUAUCUGGAUCGCGAAAGCGGGGAUUGGCGGCGCUCCGAUUCCGAGUCCGAGGAGGAGUUGAAAGGUUUGAGCUACGAGGAAUAUAGAAGGGUCAAGAGGCAGAAGAUGAGGAAAUCGCUGAAGCACUGUAUCUGGAACGUUACGCCUAGUCCUCCUAGGCGUGAGAACGAUGAUCUGGAAGAUGAUAACAAAGCGGAUGAAAUUUCUGACCGAGACAACGGCGCUGGGAAGAGUGAUAAGGAGGUUAAAGCAAGAGCAAAAUCGGAAUCAGAAUCUGAAUCCGAUUCUGAUUCAGAAUCCGAGAAAUCUGCUAGUAGUGAAUCAGAUGAUUCGCGUUCAAGGAAGAAGAGAAGAAAGAGUUCUGGUGGUUCUUCGAGGAAAUCGUACAGCGAUAGCGAAUCGGAAGAAGAAGAGGAUCCUAGUCGAAGACAGGGUAGCAGUAGUAGAAGGAAAAGGAACCGGAACAGGAAGAAGAGAAGGUAUAGGGAUUCAGAUGAGAGUGAAGAGAGCGAGAGCGAUGAUGACUCUGAUAGUAGUGGAAGAAAGAGGAAGAAACGCUCUUCUUUUUCAAGGUCUCGAUCAAAACGUAGCAGAAGGAGCAGAAGAAGAACAAAGAGAAGGUCUGAGACGGAAAGUGAGAGUUCGUAUUCGGAGGAGGAGAAUGGUUCUGGUUCGGGUGAUGCUAAGAGUAAAGCAAUGGUUGAUGAGGUAACGAAGACGGAGAUCAAUGCGGAGGCUCUAAAGUUAAAGGAGUUGUUUGAGUCACAGAAAAAGCCCACUUUGGAUAACGAACCCUCGGUUGGACCGAUGCCCUUGCCCAGAGCUGAGGGGCAUAUCAGCUAUGGUGGAGCUCUUAGGCCUGGUGAAGGUGAUGCUAUUGCACAGUAUGUUCAACAAGGGAAGCGUAUUCCGCGUAGAGGUGAAGUGGGUCUUUCUGCGGAGGAGAUUCAGAAGUUUGAGAGCCUUGGUUAUGUGAUGAGUGGUAGUAGGCAUCAGAGAAUGAAUGCCAUUCGUAUUAGGAAAGAAAACCAGGUUUAUAGUGCUGAGGAUAAGCGUGCUUUGGCUAUGUUUAACUAUGAAGAGAAGGCCAAAAGGGAGCAUAAGGUUAUGGCUGAUCUGCAGCGCCUCGUUCAGCGCCAUAUUGGCCAGGAUGUUGGUCCAACUCAUGAUCCUUUUGCUGCAAAAGCCUCUGACGGUGCUGAUGCAUGAUCCUAAUUCCUAAUAUUGAUCUUGUUUUAGUCAAUCCUGGGAGUGAGGUGAUGAAGAAACUACACAAAUCCAAGCUCCAAAAUGAUAUAGGGCAGAAAUGGAUCUAUUUAACUGUUGAAGAGGCCGUUGGAGCUUGCAACUACAUGUUUCGUGCAUGUAAAAUGAAUACCAAGAUGAAUUAGAGGGUUGGAACAACGUGUACCUGUGAGCCAUACACCAAUGAAUAUUUUAAAGAGCUUUCUUAGUCGAUUUUG
This is a messenger RNA of Abrus precatorius (Indian licorice), 1894 nucleotides long. Its product is annotated as NF-kappa-B-activating protein-like. The transcript has 2 exons. Gene Ontology annotation, biological process: regulation of gene expression. Bases 186 to 1640 code for a protein of 484 amino acids. Gene Ontology annotation, cellular component: nucleus. The record is from RefSeq and is a predicted model, not a curated record. Gene Ontology annotation, molecular function: chromatin binding. NCBI's taxonomy places the organism in Eukaryota, Viridiplantae, Streptophyta, Magnoliopsida, Fabales, Fabaceae.